Messenger RNA from Sphaeroforma arctica JP610, 1277 nucleotides. RefSeq lists its product as hypothetical. The coding region runs from base 1 to 597 and encodes 198 amino acids. NCBI's taxonomy places the organism in Eukaryota, Ichthyosporea, Ichthyophonida. The record is from RefSeq and is a predicted model, not a curated record. The transcript has 4 exons. Gene Ontology annotation, molecular function: NAD+ binding.
AUGCGUAGCAACCACCGACCCACACUCCACCACGAAUUUGUGGGCGAUCCCGAACUUCGGCAGAGAUAUUGGGCCCGUAAUUUUGUGGCCUGGACGGAUUUUAAGGACAGUAAAAUCAAUACUACACACCAGUUCCUCUCGUGGCUGGAGAAUCAGGUAGUUGAGCGUGCUGCGUGUGCUCAGUCACAAAACGGGGAUGUCAGUCUGCUCAACGUAGACUACUCGACGUUCCAAUCGCCCGAGUGCACGAAUGCACAUUGCUAUGACAAUACUGGCGCACCCGGGCUACUCAAACCAGACUUGGUAUUCUUUGGCGGAAACGUUCCAAAAGAACGUGUCGAUUUUACAUACGCACGUAUAGAGGAAGCGGAUGGAUUGCUGAUACUAGGGUCGUCUAUGAAGGUAUAUUCUGGAUGGAGGUUCGCCAAGCAUGCGGCCGAGAAGGGUAUACCAGUAGCCAUAGUCAACAUCGGCGAGACCAGAGCAGAUGAUAUCGCCACGUUGAAGAUUGAGGCGAGACUCGGAGACAUCAUUGGACAGGUUUGGCAUAGACUGGCCAGGAAGCGGAAUCUGCGGGAAUAUGUCUCCGAUCGAUAGCAAUAGAUUUGCAAACUUGCGGUCCAAAUUCCUUUCCUGAUUAUUUCGGAAUUCUGACUGAUAGUCACCAACCUGACAACACAACACGGGGUAUAACCCCCACAAAAAUAGUAGUAAAUAGUACACGCCUCAGCCGACCAACAUACAUAUAAGCACUCGCACACUUAGACCCUGCGACUAUCCGAACAACCCCAGUACUGAUACAUUUCGUGGACACGGAGAGCUAUCUGUCGCUCUGGACACCACAGCGCAGACUGUGAAGCGCUCGUAUGUACACCGGGUGCAUAUGGAUUACGCUAUAAGAGGACUUUCAAAAGAGGUGAUAGGAAUAUUUUAAGGGUUUUUGGGUUGUGCGGAUGUUGUAGAUGCUGCAGCGGCAUGGAACAAAAGACCUCGGAAGCUCGUAGCUGAUAUCCACCAAAGACACUAAUUAGAUCGCGAACAGACCCAUUUUCAUCCUAAUGUACGUCGGUUACUCAGCUGAACACUGUGACUGGUGCUGAGAUAUGCACUCUACUGGAAACGACCACAGCAACCUACAACACAACUAACUCUCUCACAAACAUAAGAGAACGCAAUGUACGAAAAAUUAGGCCGUGCAAGCGACAUGGUCACGUUUAAUUGACAUAGAAACAAAUAAAAGCCAAACCUUCGGAAGGUAUUUAAUUUCCCGCAACUAC